AUGGCAACUAUAGAUAAAUUUGUAUUAUGUUCUACACUAUUAUUCUGUAUAGCCGAUCUACUUGUUCUAAUAAGCAUAUCAAGACCACGAUGGCUUUUAUCCGUAAAUCAAGGUGAAACAUCCAUUGGUCUUAUUGAAAUGUGUAUCAUGACCUCGCCAGCCAAUCCUAAUAAUCAAAAAUGUUUUAUUUCACAUCAAUUUCGUCUCGUAUGGAGUAUAUCAUUCGGGUUGGCUUUAGCUGCAUUUGCACUUCUGUCAGUGACUAUUGUUCUUCUUGUUACUUCACAAUAUACACAAACACCGAUAGCUCAAUAUGGCCGACUAGCUGGAUUUAUAGCCAUGAUAUUUUUAUGUCUUUCAUCGAUUCUUUUCCCCAUGGGUUUCGAUUCAGAACUCAUCGGAGGUUCACCGUUUCAAUUACCAUCGGAUUAUCGAAUAGGAUCAAGCUAUAUUCUAUUUGUUGGCGCAACAUGGUUAACUGUCAUAUCGACAUUGACGACUGGAAAAAUGUGUUUACCGACACAACUUAUUUAG
Molecule: messenger RNA, 534 nt
Organism: Rotaria socialis
Lineage: Eukaryota; Metazoa; Rotifera; Eurotatoria; Philodinida; Philodinidae
Source: the annotation of a GenBank genome assembly